GCCAUUGCCGCAACUAGUGUUAAACUGAACGGAUCGGUUGUGGAAAAUAAUGAAUUAACAAUUGAUGUGAAAUUGAGAACCAAUGGAAGUGUUGUGGGAACUGAUGACAAGAAUAUUGGGUUUGAAGGGAACCCAAAAAAUGGAUCUCAAAUCAAUGAACACAUUAAUUGUACGAUUCCUGCAAUCGUUAACUUUCCUUACAUUUCAUCCAAUUUCAGAAAAUCAUUAUUUAUGUCAUUUUUGGCACUAUUUAUAAUAACUUAUUUAUUUAUUGGAACCGCUCUUAUAUGUGAUGAAUAUUUUGUGCCAUCACUUGAAGUGAUUUGUGAUAAAUUCAAAUUAGAGUCAGAUAUCGCCGGAUCCACUUUUAUGGCGGCCGGAUCUUCAGCCCCAGAAUUGGCCACAACUCUGAUCGGAGUAUUUGUUGCCAAAGACGACAUCGGAGUUGGAGCUGUUGUUGGGUCCGCUGUCUUCAACAUAGCGUUUGUGAUAAGCAUUUGUGCCCUUUUUGCCGGUCGUGUCGUUCAUAUCAAUUGGUGGCCAAUAAUUCGCGACACUUUCUUCUAUUUAAUUAGUAUUUGUAUUCUCUUUAUUGCAAUGUUUGACGAAAAAAUAUCACUCAUUGAAUCCAUUGCUUUUCUGGCCGUUUAUUUCAUAUAUAUUUUGUUUAUGAAAUAUAAUAAACAAAUACGUGAUAAGUUUUGCCACACUUUUGCCAUUUCUACUACAAAUUGUGGCGAAUCUUCUGAUUUUGUCACUUAUAAGACAUUAGCAGAAAAUGAGACUUUGAAUGAAACGGUGAAUGCAUGUGAUGUCGAUUGCAUUGAUGUAAACACUCUUCAAUAUCAUACAAACCAAAGCUGCGAUCACUUACACGAAAGUCUAGAUAAGUGUCACCCAAAUGAAGGAUCACUGCCGCAGACAAAAGCCAAACAAAUUUGGCAGUCAUUCAUAUCUCCAUUAAAUCUAAUUCAUUGGUUAACUCUUCCCAAUUGCAGGAAUGAAAAGUUUAAAAAUUUGUUCGCCUUGACUUUUGUUGUAUCAUGCAUUUGGAUAUCAAUUUAUACCUAUAUUAUUGUUUGGAUGAUUACAAUAAUCGGAUUCAAUUUGCAAAUCCCUGACACAGUUAUGGGUUUAGUUUUUAUCGCUUUCGGCGCCAGUAUUCCCGACGCUAUCGCCAGCCUUAUUGUUGUUCGGCAGGGAUUGGUUGACAUGGCUUUGACUAAUGCUAUCGCCAGUAAUGUAUUCGAUAUAUUGGUUUGUUUAGGUCUUCCAUGGUUUUUAAAGACUGCCAUAAUUGACCCUGGUUCACAUGUUGACGUCAUUAGCAGGGGUCUCGAGUACUCGACAGUAUCCCUUCUGGCGACUGUCAUCUUCUUUCUAGUGAUCACUCAUUUGAAUGGAUGGAAACUAAGUGUAAAGUAUGGCAUUAUAUUAAUGAUUUGGUACAUUGUCUUUAUUUCAAUGGCCAGUCUCUAUGAACUUAAUGUCUUUGGAUCCCUAAACCCUGUCGUUUGUUUCACUGACUUCUGAUUGCAUUACAUUUAUAAUAAUAAAAACAAUUAAGAUGUUAAUGAGUUUAUAUUAAUUGUUUUG
Messenger RNA from Medioppia subpectinata, 1596 nucleotides. The record is from the annotation of a GenBank genome assembly. NCBI's taxonomy places the organism in Eukaryota, Metazoa, Arthropoda, Arachnida, Sarcoptiformes, Oppiidae.